Molecule: messenger RNA, 603 nt
Organism: Thalassophryne amazonica
Lineage: Eukaryota; Metazoa; Chordata; Actinopteri; Batrachoidiformes; Batrachoididae
Gene: tex36
Product: testis expressed 36
Exons: 4
Coding region: 1-603 (200 amino acids)
Source: RefSeq, a predicted model, not a curated record
AUGCUGGAAGACCCAGCCACGAUCCAUCUCCAGCUCUUACUGAGGGUUGUUGGGGUUGUUCUCAUCCUCCAAACACUGCGAGUGGAGUUGUUUGCUCACCAUCAACCAGAUUUUCCUGACAAGGAGUUGAGAACUCGUGAGAUGUGUACAACCACCGGGAUGAUGCUUGCUGAGGGUAAAAGUCAGGAUCUGAAAACUGGUCAUGAGAACAAAAUUCCACAGAAUUCCAUACAGUUUCCAUUCUCAGACCACGACAACCGUCAUGCUUUAAAAAACAGCAUCUGUGUCUUUUCUCGCGAUGUAGGACGGAGAAAAUACCCUCAGGAACGCAGUGAGCACACAUCCCACUUCGACUUUUGCAGUGAUGGAUCUGACACCGGGAGACACCUCACGGCCUACCAGGCGGAUUAUAAGGUGAAAACGGGAGUUGAAGCUCCAGCAGGCUUCAGACGUUUCCCUCACAACCACAAGCAGAAGUCUGAAGCAGCAGCUUUGGCCUGUUCAGGGGAGCAGUUUAUGUGGUUUGGACGACAUGACUGCAGCCACAUGGAGAACCUGUAUGCAUCUGCAGCUACCGCCAAUGCUGCACCGCCUAAUCCAUGA